CCUAGGUGAUCCCGAGCUGGUGAGGUGCCUUCUGGACUCAGCUUGGAGGCAGCACUCGCCUGCAAAAAUCUGGGUGGUGGGGAGCCCAGGCUUCCACCCCAAGCCACCAAGGGCGAUUCCAGCCUGGCCCUGCCCCUUACUCUGAACCUCCACCCCUGCCCUUCCUCUGCUCCAAGCCAGGCAGGCAGGGAGGCGGGAGGCAAGCUAGCUCAGGAACCCAAACCUGUCAGGCAGGUUUUGAGAGCUGUGGAGAGAUUGACAGAGGCUGGAGAAGGAUGCACGGCCUUCCCUGGGCUUGCCUGUUCCCUCCUGAGUCUGAGCGCCUUACCUUCCCGACCCCAUGAGGCACGCACGGGCUCUGCUGGCUCCCCUGCUGGGCCUGGGCCUGGGCCUGGGCCUGGCCCUGAGUCAGCUGGCGGCGGGGGCCACAGACUGCAGGUCUAUCGGCCAGGCAGAGCACCUGGCAUUCACCCCAGCAGCCAGAGCCCGGUGGCUGGCCCCUCGAGUUCGUGCUCCAGGGCCCCUGGACUCCCUCUAUGGGACUGUGCGCCGCUUCCUCUCCGUGGUGCAGCUCAAUCCUUUCCCUUCAGAGUUGGUAAAGGCCCUGCUGAAUGAGUUGGCCUCGGUGAAGGUGAAUGAGGUGGUGCAGUAUGAGGCAGGCUACGUGGUGUGUGCUGUGAUCGCGGGCCUCUACAUGCUGCUGGUGCCCGCCACCGGGCUCUGCUUCUGCUGUUGCCGUUACCACCGGCACUGCGGGGGCCGAGUGAAGACAGAGCACAAGGCACUGGCCUGUGAGCGCACGGCCCUCAUGGCCUUCCUGCUGCUGACCACCCUCGUGCUGCUGAUUGGCGUGGUCUGUGCCUUCGUCACCAACCAGCACACGCAUGAACAGACGGGCCCUAGUAUCGAGGCCGUGCCUGAGACCUUGCUCAGCCUCCAGGGCCUGGUCUCCAAUGUCCCCCAAGAGCUGCAGGCCAUGGCACAGCAGUUCUUCCUGCCCCAGGAGCGAGUCUUGGAGGAGCUGGAUGGUGUCGGGGUGAGCAUCGGGAGUGCGAUCCAUACUCAGCUCAAGAGCACCAUGUACCCCUUGCUGGCAGCUGUGGGCAGCUUGGGCCAGGUCCUGCAGGUCUCCAUGCACCACCUGCAAGCCUUGAAUGCCACAGUGGUGGAGCUGCAGGCUGGGCAGCAGGACCUGAAGCCAGCCAUCCGGGAACACCGGGACCGCCUUGUCGAGCUGCUGCAGGAGUCUGGGUGCCAGGGAGACUGUGCAGGGGCCCUGAGCCGGGCCCGCACCCUGGAGCUGGCUGCUGACUUCAGCCAGGUGCCCUCUGUGGACCAUGUGCUGCACCGGCUAAAGGGUGUCCCCGAGGCCAACUUCUCCAGCAUGGUCCAGGAGGAGAACGGCACCUUCAAUGCCCUUCCAGCCCUGGCUGCCAUGCAGACGGCCAGCGUGGUACAAGAGCUGAAGAAGGCAGUGGCCCAGCAGCCAGAAGGGCUGAGGACGCUGGCUGAAGGGUUCCCGGGCUCGGAAUCGGCUUCCCACUGGGCCCAGGCUCUGCAAGAGGUGGAAGAGAGCAGCCGCCCCUACCUGCAGGAGGUGCAGAGAUACGAGACCUACAGGUGGAUCGUGGGCUGUGUGCUGUGCUCAGUGGUCCUGCUCGUGGUGCUCUGCAACCUGCUAGGGCUCAACCUGGGCAUCUGGGGCCUGUCUGCCAGGGAAGACCCCAGCCACUCAGAAGCCAAGGGCGAAGCUGGAGCCCGCUUCCUCAUGGCAGGUGUGGGCCUCAGCUUCCUCUUCGCUGCCCCCCUCAUCCUCCUGGUGUUUGCCACCUUCCUGGUGGGUGGCAAUGUGCAGACACUGGUGUGCCGGAGCUGGGAGAGCGGUGAGCUCUUUGAGUUUGCAGACACCCCAGGGAACCUGCCCCCAUCCAUGAACCUGUCGCACCUUCUCGGCCUGAGGAAAAACAUCAGCAUCCACCAAGCCUAUCGGCAGUGCAAGGAAGGGGCAGCACUCUGGACAGUCCUGCAGCUCAAUGACUCCUACAACCUGGAGGAGCACCUGGAUAUCAGCCAGUAUACGAACAAGCUACAGCAGGAGUUGCAGAGCCUGAAAAUAGACACACAGAGCCUGGACCUGCUGAGCUCAGCCGCCCGCCGGGACCUGGAGGCCCUGCAGAGCAGUGGGCUCCAGCACAUCCACUACCCCGACUUCCUUGUUCAGAUCCAGAGACCCGUGGUGAAGACCAGCACAGAGCAGCUGGCCCAGGAGCUGGAAGGACUGGCCCAGGCCCAGGGCAAUUCUUUGCUGGGGCAGCGGCUGCAGGAGGAGGCCCACGGACUCAGAAACCUCCACCAGGAGAAGGUUGUCCCCCAGCAGAGCCUUGUGGCAAAGCUCAACCUCAGCGUCAGGACCCUGGAGUCCUCUGCUCCGAAUCUCCAGCUGGAAACCUCAGAUAUCCUAGCCAAUGUCACUUACCUGAAAGGAGAGCUGCCUGCCUGGGCCACCAGGAUCCUGAGGAAUGUGAGUGAGUGUUUCCUGGCCCGGGAGAUGGGCUACUUCUCCCAGUAUGUAGCCUGGGUGAGAGAGGAGGUGACUCAGCGCAUCGCCACCUGCCAGCCCCUCUCUGGAGCCCUAGACAACAGUCGUGUGAUCCUAUGUGACAUGAUGGCUGACCCUUGGAAUGCCUUCUGGUUCUGCCUGGCAUGGUGCACCUUCUUCCUGAUCCCCAGCAUCAUCUUUGCUGUCAAGACCUCCAAAUACUUCCGUCCCAUUCGGAAACGCCUCAGCUCCACCAGCUCUGAGGAGACUCAGCUUUUCCACAUCCCCCGGGUCACCUCUCUGAAGCUGUAGGGCCCCAUGGGAUCACAUGGGACAUCUGUGGAGCUGCAGAGCCAGCAGUCCCUCCAGGUGUCUACCCCUCACCCUCCUGCUGCAGAACAUCCUCACAGGAAGAGCCUGUUCUCCGCCUGCUGGAGCCUGGUCCCCGGGGCGAGACAGAGGCCUGGUCCAACCUCACUCCCCUUCCCAUGUGUCCUCCCCUGCCAAGCCUCCCUCUGCCCUUCUCAAGCUCUUUGCCCUCCCCAUUCUCAUCUGGCCUCCCCCCAGCCCCUACUUCCCUCUUAUGCCCUUCCCGGCUUUUUACUUCCUGCAAGGAUGUCCUUUUCUCCCUUUGUCCCCUCUUCCCCUUAUCCCCACUGCUACCUUGCUGGCCCUAGGGACCAUCCUGCCCAACCAAACCACUCAGGUAACGCCACUUAUCAGGCAGGGGUCACCAUGGCUGAGGUCUGGGCUAGCUGCAGGCCCUGCCCCAUGGCCCCUGAGCCCUCCACUGCCCCAAGGCCUUGGGCCCUCUGCAGUUCCCAGCCUGGAUUUAUUGGUGCCCAGUGAGGUGAGGGAGGCCUGUCUGAAGGCUGAGCCUCCCUGACUGCACUCAGGUUAGAAAUGGGUGUGCUGGCACUUAGCUCCUCUCUGAGUACUGGCUCCCAAGGAAGGGAUCUGGGACGUGAGCUACACUAGAGGCUCACCCUUAUCUCUUCAGAAGGCUGCAUCUUCCACAGCCCCCACCCAGCUUUCUCAGGAGGCAUCUUGUAGCCAGAACAGGAUUUUGCACUACCCCUUCUAUCCUGCGCAUGUGGCCUGGGGCCAUCCCCAGCCCAUCUCUGUGUCAGCUCUGAGUGCUGUAUGCUGUAUUCCAGAAAUGAGAAAGAAGAGAGAGAAGAGAUAGACAGACCUCAGAUCCAUUAAAGUGUUCUCACUUCCCUGAGCUUUGGUUCUGGGUCCUUAAAACCAGGUUUCCCAGGCUGGUUCCCUGUACUCAGUUGGUGUUUAAUGAGUGUUUAUGGAGAGGAGAGUUCUAAGGUCUCCUCUGGCUGCAGGCAUCCAGGGGUUAUUCCAGCAAUCUGCAGUUGGAGAGUAGGUCCCAGCCUGGGAGCCUACUGUCAGGAGCAGGCAGACCCAGACUCACAGCCUGGCUGUGAUGCUUGUUCACUCAGCUUCUCCACUUAUAAGGUGGGAGAAUAGUCACAGCUCCCUCAAAGUGUUGUGAAAUCAAGUGUGAUAAUUCAUGGAAAGCCCUUGGCAGGGCCUGGCACACAAAAAAAAAAAUGCUCAGUAUAUGGAAGCUGCCUAUUGUUAUUAUUGUUGCUGCUGUUGUUUGCCAUGACUGCUCUGGGCCAGGGGUAGAGCUAGCAUCUGGGCAGGUACAAGAUAAAAGGGAGACAGGCCCCUAUUUAAAGGCAGAAGGUCUUUUAAGAUGGUUGUCUGCUGGGUUUCAGGAUGUGUCUGUUUUUGUUUGUUUUGAGACAGGGUCUUGCUCUGUUGCUCAGGCUAGAGUGCAGUGGUGAAAUCUUGGCUCACUACAACCUCCACCUCCUGGGCUCAAGCAAUUCUCAUGCCUCAGCAUCCUGAAUAUCUGGGACUACAGGUGCAUGCCACUAUGCCUGGCUAAUUUUUGUAUUUUUUGUUGAGAUGGGGUUUUACCAUGUUGCCCAGGCUGGAAAUGUCUAUGUUUAACUGCAUCUUAUAAACCAUCAAGUUUUUCUACUAAGAAUUAGAAUGGUUCAUGCGCAAUGUAUUAUUACUACUGUCAGAUGAGCAUCCUUGAAUGUAGCACGACUGCCUCGUUUUCGCUUUUCCUAGAAGUAUUUUUUGCUGGUUAAUCAUCUGUUGACUUAUGUGGGGGAAGUAGCACCCUUCCAUUUUAAAAAUGAAAUUUAUGGGAUUACAAAUGGAAUAUAAACAAUUUUUUAAAAGA
Molecule: messenger RNA, 4754 nt
Organism: Callithrix jacchus (white-tufted-ear marmoset)
Lineage: Eukaryota; Metazoa; Chordata; Mammalia; Primates; Cebidae
Gene: PROM2
Product: prominin 2
Cellular component (GO): cell surface; prominosome; apical plasma membrane
Molecular function (GO): cholesterol binding
Source: RefSeq, a predicted model, not a curated record